This is a messenger RNA of Aptenodytes forsteri (emperor penguin), 1672 nucleotides long. Its product is annotated as dimethylaniline monooxygenase [N-oxide-forming] 3. Bases 74 to 1672 code for a protein of 532 amino acids. Gene Ontology annotation, molecular function: NADP binding; N,N-dimethylaniline monooxygenase activity; flavin adenine dinucleotide binding. NCBI's taxonomy places the organism in Eukaryota, Metazoa, Chordata, Aves, Sphenisciformes, Spheniscidae. The transcript has 9 exons. The record is from RefSeq and is a predicted model, not a curated record.
GAAAAGCUCUUCCACCCUGCCCAAAACUCUUACACACGUACCUGGGGGCUGCACAGGAAGCAGGCAGGACAGCAUGGUGCGGCGCGUGGCAGUGGUGGGCGCAGGCGUCAGCGGGCUGGCAGCCACCAAGUGCUGCCUGGAAGAGGGGCUGGAGCCCAUCUGCUUCGAGCAGAGUGAGGACGUCGGGGGUCUCUGGCGCUACACAGACCAGGCAGAGGAAGGCAGAGCCAGCAUCUACCGCACCGUCUUCACCAACUCCUGCAAAGAGAUGAUGUGUUACCCUGACUUCCCCUUCCCUGACGACCACCCCAACUACAUGCACAAUGCCAGGGUCCAGCACUACAUCUGCAAGUACGCCGAGCACUUUGACCUGCUCCGGCACGUACAGUUCAAGACCCUGGUCACCAAGGUUAAAAAACGCCCAGACUUUUCUGUGACGGGGCAAUGGGAGGUGGUGACCCAGAGAGAUGGGAAGGAAGAGACGGCGGUUUUUGAUGCUGUUAUGGUUUGCUCUGGGCAUCACGUCUACCCAAACCUCCCCCUCGCUGAUUUUCCAGGAAUACAGAAGUUUAAAGGCUGCUACUUCCACAGCAGAGAGUACAAGGAGCCAGAGAAGUUCAGAGGGAAGAAGGUGCUGGUGGUAGGCUUGGGCAACUCUGGCUGUGACAUUGCUGUGGAGCUCAGCACCGUGGCAUCGCAGGUCUACCUGAGCUCCCGAAGCGGGUCCUGGGUGAUGAGCCGUGUCUGGGACAAUGGCUACCCCUGGGACAUGUUGGUCAUCACUCGUUUCCGGACCUGGCUGGGGAACAUCCUCCCCAGGGCACUCAGUGACUGGCUGUAUGUGAGAGGCAUGAACCGGUUCUUCAAGCAUGAGAACUUUGGCCUCAUGCCACUGAACAGAACUUCCCGCAAGGAGCCAGUGUUCAAUGACGACCUCCCGAGCCGCAUUGCCUGCGGCGUAGUGGUUAUGAAGCCAAAUGUGAAGGAGUUCAGAGAGACGUCCGUCUUGUUCCAAGACGGGACUGUGCAGGAUGAUGUCGAUGCAGUCGUCUUUGCCACUGGUUACAGUUACUCCUACCCUUUCAUGGAGGAUGAUUCCAUCAUCAAAAGCAGGGACAAUCAGGUCACCCUCUACAAAGGCAUCCUCCCUCCUCUGCUCGAGAAGCCAACCAUGGCAGUCAUUGGGCUGGUCCAGUCCCUUGGACCCAUCAUCCCAACAGUGGACCUCCAGUGCCGCUGGGCAGUCAAGGUGUUUCAGGGACAGUGCAUGCUCCCCCCAGUCAGUGAGAUGAUAGAUGAUGUUGAUGAGAAGAUGGGGAAGAAGCUCAAGUGGUACGGGAGCAGCACCACGCUGCAGACGGAUUAUAUCGCCUACAUGGACGAGCUGGCCUCGGCCAUCGGUGUGAAGCCCAACGUGCUGAAGCUCCUGCUCACAGACCCAUGGCUGGCCCUGGAGGUCAUCUUUGGCCCCUGCAGCCCCUACCAGUUUCGGCUGAUGGGCCCGGGGAAGUGGAACGGGGCCAGAAAGGCCAUCCUCACUCAGUGGGACCGAACGCUGCAGGCCACGCGGACGCGCAUCACCCCCACCACCCCCACUGCCUUCCCCUGCCUGGCCAUGCUGGUGAUGUUCUUCCUCCCACUCCUCCUCCUCCUCACCACCCUUUACUUCUAG